Molecule: messenger RNA, 1107 nt
Organism: Oryza brachyantha (malo sina)
Lineage: Eukaryota; Viridiplantae; Streptophyta; Magnoliopsida; Poales; Poaceae
Product: protein CHLORORESPIRATORY REDUCTION 6, chloroplastic
Exons: 4
Coding region: 109-855 (248 amino acids)
Biological process (GO): NAD(P)H dehydrogenase complex assembly
Cellular component (GO): chloroplast
Source: RefSeq, a predicted model, not a curated record
AAAAUAAGGCGGGGAGAGGCCACGGCCGUUGCGUCGCGUCUCCGGCCGCGGUGGUAAGCUUACCUCUCCUGACCUCUACGCCGCCGGCGGUCGCGCGCCCCCGCCGCCAUGGCCGCCACCGCCGCCCUCCAGCCUCCGGUGUCUUCGCAUCGUCUUACGCUGAGGCGUUUCCCCGGCAGCGGCUCGUUGGUUCAUUAUGGGUUGCCCGUCGCGGCGGCGGCGGCGGCGGCGGGGUCGUUCUGCCUCCGCGUCUCCUUCAACCCCUCCGGGAACUUCGACCUCUCCCUCUCCACCGACCAAGACGAUGCCCCACAAGUUGAACCUCCUCCACCACCUACAGAAGGUCGCUUUGAGAUUGUCAUCAACAACGAUAUCAUCCGGACACUUGACCUAUCACCUGUUCAAGAAGUGCUUGGUGACUCGGAUUCCCUGACACCAGCUCAAGCAAAAAAUCUCUUGGACCGGACGGUUGGGUUUACCAUAAACUACGAGAGGGAGGAUCCGUACGAUGUGCGAGAACUGUCAGAGUUACCGGAUAUACGGCUAUGGUUUGUGAGGCUUGAUGCUUGUUACCCUUGGUUUCCUGUUGUUCUUGAUUGGAGAGCUGGUGAGCUUGCAAGAUAUGCUGCAAUGCUGGCUCCUCACCAGAUGAGCAUGAGGCUUGGUGUUGUGUUCAACCCGGAGGCGCUGGAACUGUUUGUGAUGAAGAAGGUGUUCAUUGUCCAUUCAUGGCUAAAGCAGCAGAACCAUCCUAAGCCUGCACUGAAGACUGCUGAUAUGGCCAGGAUGCUUGGUUUUGGUAUAGGAGAUGAACUAUUUGAUUUGAUUGAGAAGUAUCCUGUUGGCCCUUCAUAGAUCUAUCUACAUAAUCUAGAGAAUUUUGUCAUGGUUAGGGAUCACAUCACACUGAAUCAAAUGGAAACUGUUCGAGUCGCCUGGGCUUUGGUGUAAAUAGUACCACAGAAAUCAAAUUAGCUCAGGAAUACAGUUUGACAUUUUGCUCCUGAUGCAGUGAUGCUACUAGCUAGCAGGUUGUAUACAAAGCUACUGCUCCUGCAACUGUGAGUUUGCACAACAUUUUACUCUAACAUGAAUAUAAUUUUGUCA